AUGGCCUCACAGGAACCCCGUUAUGUGGCAAUUGCCCAGCGCAAACAAGCUAAGCUUGCUGCAGCUAUCCCUGCCGAAUGGCGGCUGCCCGCGCACGUCAUCCCUGAGGGGAUGCUCUCAAUUUCCGAGUCGAUCACCGUUGGCCCAAAAAGCUACCAACGAGUCGGAGUGAUGGAUGUUCCACGGACAUGUGGACUACUCACAUCCCAAGAAUUGGAAAUCACAGAGAAAUACGAUGUGCGGGGCCUUGUCAUUGAGAUGGCAGAAGGUCGAUUGAAAGCCGAAGACGUGAUGCGAGGGUUUUGCAAGAGAGCAGCCAUCGCCCAUCAACUCACUCGCUGUCUAACCGAACCCCUGUUCGACCGCGCCUUGCAACGAGCCCGGGAGCUGGACGACCAUUUUGAGCGCACGGGCACCCCGAUCGGCCCCUUACAUGGGCUCCCGGUGUCAGUGAAGGACUCAUUUAAUGUAAAAGGCGUGGACUCAAGCAUUGGAUUGUCUGCCCUGGCAUUCAAGCCCGCAGAAGCAAAUGCCCCACUUGUAGACCUGCUGGAGUCUUUGGGCGCGGUAGUGAUCGCCAAGACGAACAUACCACAAACACUCGCAACCUUGGAUAGCUGCAACCAUCUUUUCGGGCGCACAUUGAACCCUCUCAACCGUAAAUGGACUGCCGGUGGAAGCACUGGCGGAGAGGGCGCCUUGAUCGCCAUGCGCGGGUCGAUGGUCGGCUUUGGCACGGAUAUCGGUGGUAGCAUCCGCAUACCAGCUAUGUGCCAGGGCAUCUAUGGGUUCAAACCGAGUAACGGACGCGUGCCAUUUGAAGGCCAACAGAGCGGCCAGAUUGAAGGUAAGGGCCGAAUAGGGCUGCAAGCAGUGGCUGGUCCGUUGGCGCGUUCUGUUGCGGAUAUCAACGCCAUCAUGUCGGAGAUCGUGCCUCGCGCGGAGCUGUUCGGUGAGGAUUGCAUUCCGGGAUCAUGGUCGUCCCAAUCGAUACCGCUUACUCUCACUCCGCCGCACAACUUCACUAUCGGUAUUCUUAAGACAGAUGGUCUCGUCACACCUCUACCCCCGAUCACCCGAAUUUUGAACGAAGUCGCCAACAGCCUCCGCCGUACUCCCGGCGUCGAGGUCGUUGAUAUCCCACUUCCACCGGUCCUACCUAAAUGCCAAGCCCUCGCUGGCCGGCUGAUGGGAAUUGACGGCGGGUCCCACAUGCUUGACCUUAUCGAGAGCAUGGGCGAGGACCUCAUUCCGUGGCUGCAAGGCCGAAUGAAGCGCGGCAAGGCCUUGACGGUGGCUCAACUGGCGGCGCUGCAGGCACAGCGUACAGAGAUUGAGAAGGAAAUGAUGAAGAUGUGGACAUUGUCAUCACAGGCUUCUUCAGUCGCCCGUCGUGUCGACGCCAUCAUUUGCCCUGUGGCACCGCACCCGGUUCCGGAGCUUGACUGUUACAAUGCCGUUGGGUACACCUCGACCUUUGUGCUGCUAGACUAUCCGGCUGGGUCCGUUCCUGUCCGCUCAUUCACAAAAUCCGAUCUUGAGAUUGGGCGGGAAAUGGAGGCGCCUGUGUUGGGAAGUUGGGAUAAGGCUAAUCGGCAGCUUUGGGACGAGAAAACGGUUGACCGUCGGGUGUAUCUCGGGUCACCUCUCAGUGUGCAGGUUGUCACUCCUAAGCAGCACGAUUAUCAGCUUUUCCAGGCAAUGGAGAUUGUUGAUCGGGCAGUACAGGGCCACGGGAGCUCACUCAAUGCGAAGUUGUAG
This is a messenger RNA of Penicillium verrucosum, 1761 nucleotides long. Its product is annotated as putative general amidase. The record is from RefSeq and is a predicted model, not a curated record. NCBI's taxonomy places the organism in Eukaryota, Fungi, Ascomycota, Eurotiomycetes, Eurotiales, Aspergillaceae. The transcript is spliced from 3 exons. The coding region runs from base 1 to 1761 and encodes 586 amino acids.